Molecule: messenger RNA, 1731 nt
Organism: Lotus japonicus
Lineage: Eukaryota; Viridiplantae; Streptophyta; Magnoliopsida; Fabales; Fabaceae
Product: plastidic glucose transporter 4
Exons: 13
Coding region: 47-1567 (506 amino acids)
Biological process (GO): transmembrane transport; carbohydrate transport
Cellular component (GO): membrane
Molecular function (GO): carbohydrate:proton symporter activity
Source: RefSeq, a predicted model, not a curated record
GUUGGUUUUUAAUUUAUUUUUUUCUGGUGAAUUCAGAAGAGACUUGAUGAGCAGAACAAGCUGGUGCGGUUUGAGACCUGGUUCGGUCAACAUGGAAACCGAGCUUAGUAGUAGAGGAAGGGGUUUUGGUGGUAUUUUUGGCUCUGCAGCUAAGUCUAGAUCACCAAGGGUUCAACCUUCUGAUGAAGAUGUAGAGGAUCUUCUCCCCACUAAUACCCUAGGCAAACCUUCUGGAACUGUUCUGCCCUAUGUUGGCGUUUCUUGCCUUGGAGCCAUUUUAUUUGGUUAUCAUCUUGGGGUGGUAAAUGGUGCUCUUGAGUACCUUGCGAAGGAUCUUGGAAUCACUCAAAACACUGUACUACAAGGGUGGAUUGUCAGCACACUACUUGCUGGUGCUACUGUCGGUUCAUUCACUGGUGGAGCAUUGGCUGACAAAUUCGGCCGAACUAGGACUUUUCAGUUGGACGCAAUCCCUCUGGCAAUCGGAGGAUUUCUUUGUGCUACAGCCCAGAGUGUUCAAACAUUAAUCAUCGGUCGCUUGCUAGCUGGUAUAGGAAUUGGUGUUACAUCUGCAAUUGUACCACUGUACAUAUCUGAGAUUUCUCCUACUGAAAUUCGUGGUGCUCUUGGAUCUGUUAAUCAACUUUUUAUAUGUAUUGGGAUUCUUGCAGCACUAGUGGCUGGUUUACCUCUGGCAGGAAAUCCUACAUGGUGGAGGACAAUGUUUGGAAUUACUGUAGUUCCUUCUAUUUUGUUAGCACUUGGAAUGGCAAUUUCUCCAGAAAGCCCCCGGUGGCUUUAUCAGCAAGGGAAAAUCUCUGAAGCUGAAAAGGCUAUUAAAACACUGUAUGGAAAAGAAAGAGUUGCUUCAGUUAUGCAUGACUUGGCAGCAGCAAGUCAAGGUUCUUCUGAACCUGAAGCACGAUGGUUUGAUUUGUUUAGUAGCCGAUAUAGGAAAGUUGUCAGUGUAGGGGCAGCACUUUUCUUGUUCCAGCAGUUUGCUGGAAUCAAUGCCGUGGUAUAUUACUCAACUUCUGUUUUUCGCAGUGCUGGAAUUGCUUCGGACGUUGCCGCAAGUGCCCUGGUUGGUGCAUCAAAUGUUUUUGGCACUAUUGUUGCUUCCUCCUUGAUGGACCGGCAAGGAAGGAAAAGCCUCCUUAUCACAAGCUUUAGUGGGAUGGCUGCUUCUAUGUUGCUGCUUUCUCUGGCUUUCACUUGGAAGGUCCUUGCACCAUUCUCUGGCACACUAGAGGUCAUCGGCACUGUCCUCUAUGUCUUAUCUUUCUCUCUUGGUGCCGGUCCCGUGCCUGCCCUUCUUCUACCAGAGAUAUUUGCAUCUAGGAUCAGAGCAAAAGCAAUUUCUUUAUCAUUAGGCACACAUUGGAUCUCCAACUUUGUCAUCGGACUCUAUUUCUUGAGUGUUGUAGACAAGUUUGGCAUCAGCACCGUGUACUUGGGGUUCUCUACUGUGUGUCUUCUUGCUGUCUUGUACAUUGCUGGUAACGUUGUGGAAACUAAAGGUCGUUCAUUGGAAGAAAUAGAACGUGCUCUUAGUCCUGCUAGUUAAGGUUGUUCAGAAAUGCACUUGGUCGUGAAUUCUAAUUGCUGGUGAAAUUAAGGGCCCUUUAUUCAAAGCUUAACAAUGUGAUUAGAUUGUGUAAAACAGAGAUUCUUGUUUAUAGAUUUUUAUAAUUUUAUAUAUGAGAGAAGCUAAUUUGGUUUUUGUUAUGA